AUGAAACUUUCUUUCAUUUUCUUCUCCAUUUCACGAAUAAGAGCGCAGGAGCCAGAGUAUGACGAUGAGUUCACAACACCAAACUGGGUCUCCACAUCAACUUUUUCCGCGACAACAGAAUUUUCUUCAACAACAUCAGGGGCAUCAACAUUUGCUUCAACAACGUUUCCAACAACGGAGGAGAUGAUUUUGUCAAGUAUUGCUUCGUCGACCGAGAUUUUUACAGUUCCCUUAACUGAUUCGCCAGAUUUUUCGACUCAAGAAGAAACGACGGUGAGAGAAUCGACUGAGGGGUGGACCUUGCCGGGCUUGGCCGCGCCUCUAGAAUUGUUAUCAACAGAAAAAUCAGAAGAACCAGAAGAAUCCGAUGAGUCAUUGAAAUUCGGCCUACCACCCGGUUUAAACCCAACCUCAACAGCUGUGACCGUCCCAGAAGCAACAACAACAGCAAAAACAACAACAGAGGAAGAAACAACAACGAUUUCUCUCGAAACAAACAAUCAAAAUUUUCCACCUUUUUUCACCGGCCAAGAAAAUCAGCGAAGCAUCGAUAUUCUCGGCGAUUAUUCAGUGCAAUGCGAUAACAAACGACUCUGCAUUUACGUCAGAAAGCAGUUUCUCCUCGACAAUCAAAUCCGAGAAGAUGAAUUUGUCGAGUUUGGACUUCAGGGGCUUCAAAAUGACGAAAACGGAGCCAUUUGCGGAGAGUACCAGAGUGUUGUCGACCCAACUUUGGACACGACUGGAUAUUUGCAGUUUUGCUCUUUCCCGAAUGCAAUUAGCGGGUGGGGCUGUGGAACUUCUUUUCAGCAAAAUGACACGCAUUUCAUUUACGAAAACAACGUCUUCUUCCGCCGGAGCCCGUUAUUCGCCAUUGGCAUCAAUGGAACUUGCACGACCGAGAGAAACAUGCUCGUUUCUGACACGAUGGGAGUCUACAUCAACAAUCCAAAGAUGAUCACGAUGACGAUUCCGAUUUUCAGAGGUGGCGAGUUUCCUGUCAUGAUGAAUUUGUACCAAGAUAUGACUUGGAGCGCGGCAUAUCAACAGCCCCCCUUUCUCGACCUUGGCCUCAGUCCAACUGAAAUCAGCUACAUGUUCAUCGCCAUCCGCCACAUCAAACCCCUCCCAGGAGCAUCAGUUCAAGUCCUUCGUCUUUGGGGAACCCCUAGCGCGGACUCGAGAGAUCCAUCAUUUUACAAUAUCAUCUCUGAUCAAUGCAGGGAAAAGGUCAAUGGUCACCCUGUUUUUGAAGUUGACAACUUUUUGAAUGGAGAAGGAAGUAUUGUCAGAUACCAAGUUCCUGUCUUUGCUUUUCCCAAUUCCGGCAAGGUUUAUCUCCACGCAGAUGUCAGAAUCUGCUUUCAAGACAACGGCCUUACUGUUUGCACAAAAACCUGCGCUCCGUACACUUUCAGUCGGAAAAGAAGAUCGUCAGAUGAGCUUAUUGACGACUCAGAAACAAUCACUUGGGGACCAAUCUACAUCAACAAACCAGAUGAUCCUACAGAUCGCCUCGGCCAAGCUACACUAAAAGUAGCGAAUCAAGAAGAAAAUCUUUCGGGUGAAGUAAAAUUGAUCAUCGUUGUCGUCAUCGGCUCUGUCUCAGUCCUCAUUCUUGGAAUCAUUCUCGGAGUCUUGCUGAAAAGAAGCUUGGCAAGAAAAGAUUUCACCUGA
Molecule: messenger RNA, 1677 nt
Organism: Oikopleura dioica
Lineage: Eukaryota; Metazoa; Chordata; Appendicularia; Copelata; Oikopleuridae
Source: the annotation of a GenBank genome assembly